AUAUCAAUUUCAUCGAUGCUCGUGCAUCGACAUGUUGCCAUAACAUGCACACAGAGGCUAUCGGAUGUCAUCGGAUCCAGUACAAAAAGGAAGACGUCUUCCAACGAGUGUCGACUAGUUUGUCGAAACCUCUUUUCGGCCAGCCGCAGUUCCAAAAUCUGCUACAAUAAGUACCGUAACGAUUCAUAUCCUUACUAUACCGACGUAAAUAAGAUAAAAACGGCCGACUCAAAUCGAUCAGAAGCAACCAUGAGGCUCACAGCAGUCGUAUUCUUGGUAAUAAUGACAAUCGUCACAAGCAAGGCUUUUAUUCUGCCCGGCACGCCUGAACAGCUGACGAUAAUGGACCACGAACAAAAUCAAGAAACAGCACUAGCAGCCGUCGGCGAACAAGGACUGGAACAUUUAGGCAAACCUAUCACCAGCAUGCCUUUCGCUGGCACGAUUGGUCUCCGCAUUUAUCGCGUGCAGGGACGGAAAGGCCAUCACGGCAGCAGGUCCUUGUACCAAUUUACUCCGGCGGCCAUUUUGGACAUGUCAACCAUAACGCAGUGGUACAGCGGCGUCAACAGCCAACAUUUCGUCGGCUUCCGCGUACAAAUGUGGAACGAGACUAUCCAGCAAGCUGUGGCUUCUCAUUUGAGUCAACUCACCGGAAGGAAGAUUCGUACGUAUCAAGUGCAGUCGGUCCCUUUCGAUCGCGUCGUACUGAAAGCGCACAGCGGCGAUGACGAACGUUACCAAACGGCUUAUCCGUGGAUUCCGUACACUGAAACUGUGGGCUUCAGUUUGCCGUGCUACGACAAAAUCGAAUGUCACCAACUGGCCGAACAGUUGAAAAACGAACCCCAACUGUUUGAUCGUUUCAGACUGGCUUACAGCAUCGACAGCAGACGACGCACAGAAACCAAAGAUGUCAAAGUAACGCAAGACAUGAUGACGGAGACCAAUCCGUUGUUCAGUCAAAUUAGCAAACGUUUCAGCAGGACAAGCGAAAUAUUGCUCACCGUCAACGAUGCUCAGCGUCUGCUAUGGAACGCCGUGUCAGACAUUGUCCGACACAAUUUCCAGGAUGAACCAGAAGCCGUGAUUCCAAGGGAAUCCCACAAAAUCAUCUUUGAUCAGUUGGAAAAAGCCAUCGUGGCUGCUAAAGUAACAAUCUCCACGGCAGAAGACGCCAGAUGGAGCACUGUCUAUUGGGAAGAUCCCGUCAGUCGUCCCGACGCCAUUGCCAGGUCACUCAACGAACGCAAACGCCAGUUAAUUCGUCACGAUGAACUUGACAGCCAUUUCGGCAGUCAUCAGCAGACGAUUUCACCUGAAGACUGGAAAAGUCAAACCCAGGAAGCCAUUGACGAUCUGUACGAGCAGAACAAGGAUUUGGUCACUUUCAAUGGCGAUCGAUUCGUCCCCAAACCCAUCCAGCUGUACAGGAUCAAACUGGUGGCCCUUCGGGAGCAUCGCUUCUGGAAGGAUCUGGAUCAUAUUGAAGUGCCUUAUCAUCCGCGAGUCGACAUGACUGGACCUAUUAUUCACGAUGAUGGUUCCACUUCUUCCAUGGCACUUGUUUUACCUUCAUCGUCAGAUGUGGAUGACGAUGACUUUCGGGGGGAAUCUGACGAUAAAAAGAGUGUUAUAUCCCGAUUGAUUGCCGGUGAAACCUUAAUUGUAAGGUUGAAGAAUGCACGCACAGGUGAAUAUUUGUACCCUGGUCGCGACGAAUUCUCACAAGACGCUAAACGACGCCGAGUAUUUACGUGGCGCAACAAGGAUGAACCUCUUGGCCCAUGGGCCGAAUGGCGUCUCACUGGACUAUGGAGAGCUGGCAUUUUCCGCGUCCGAUUCACCAGUUUGCGUUACCCGGGAGAGUAUCUUUAUCCUUCGGCUGACGAAUUGUCUUACGACAAAGAGCGUCGUCGGGUUUUCACGUGGCGUCAGAGCAGUAAUCCAGAGGACGUGCACACCUGGGCUGACGGUGCAGCUGAUUGGCUAUUAGACACUUAUCGUGUCAACACGGAACAAUUUACCAACCGUUACGCCCUGUUCAACCCGAAACGACGAGAAUAUCUUUACGUUGCUCCCGAUCAACUAGCCCUCGAUGAGACACGUCAUCGCGUCUUCACUUGGCGUGGUGCCGAAAACGAAGUCUGGGCCGGACUCAAGAAUCAAUGGGAUAUUGAAGUUGUACGCUCAUUGUACAACAAACAGUAAAUGUAGGCUACUUGGAUUGUAUAAAGCCUGCCAAAAUUA
Daphnia magna is the source of this 2250-nucleotide messenger RNA. RefSeq lists its product as uncharacterized. Lineage: Eukaryota; Metazoa; Arthropoda; Branchiopoda; Diplostraca; Daphniidae. The coding region runs from base 16 to 2211 and encodes 731 amino acids. The transcript has 4 exons. The record is from RefSeq and is a predicted model, not a curated record.